AUGUCAGAGAAAGGGAACGCCAAUGAUUCGGUGGUAGGGAGUGUCGAUGGGACUCCUCCGUCCAAGCACCAUGAAAGGCUACCUGAACCUGGAUCAACUGAACGAAUUCUAGCCGAGCGCAAGUUGGUGCGGAAACUGGACAUGCGACUAUUACCCACAAUAUUUCUUAUUUUCAUCAUGAAUUACAUCGAUCGUAAUGGGGUUACAACAGCGAGACUGAAAGGGAUGCAACAAGACUUGCACAUCAACGAUGUCCAGUAUGCUACUGUUAUUGCCAUCCUAUUUGUGUCCUACUGUCCUGCCCAAAUACCCUCGAAUAUGAUACUCAACAAAGUCAGUCGCCCCUCAUUAUAUAUUGGGAUAUGCACGGUACUAUGGGGCCUGACCAGCCUUUUGACUGGUGUUACGAAAAACUUCGCUGGAAUCAUCGCUUGUCGGGUUUUCAUCGGUUUGCCAGAAGCAGCGUUUUAUCCUGGGGCUAUUUUCCUUUUAUCUCGAUGGUAUACCAAGAAGGAAUUAGCGUUCCGUUCAGCUUUUCUCUAUGCAGGAUUGCUAAUUUCCAAUGCUUUUGGGACUUUAAUGGCAGCCGGUAUACUUGCUAACAUGGAAGGAAAGCGAGGAAUUCGUGCAUGGCGCUGGCUAUUCUUUAUAGAAGGUGCAAUUACGAUUUGUGUUGGGUUGAAUAGCAUAUGGCUGCUUCCAGAUUAUCCCCAUAACACCAGAUGGAUGUCACCCUUCGAAUCUAGGCUCGCACAGGCACGACUCUCCGAAGAUGCAGGGGAAGCCGAUUUAGACAAUGAAAGCGAUUCACAACUCCAGGGACUCAUUCUUGCAAUCAAGGAUCCCAAAGUAUUGAUCUUCGCCAUAAUGACUAUUUCGCAACUUCUGGGCCUCAGCUUUGUCCAAUUCUUCCCAACUCUCACGGCAACCCUUGGCUUCAGCACAACUGCCACCUUACUACUAGCUGCUCCUCCGUGGAUUGUCGCAUCUGUGAUAUGCUGUUUGAAUGCCUGGCAUGCUGAUAAAACUGGAGAGCGCUUCUUCCAUAUUGCAGGCUGGUGGUGGGGUGUUAUUGUUGGUUUUAUCAUUGCCUUGUCUACCAUGUCCAUUGCUGCGCGCUACAUUUCUCUGUUCUUCAUGGCCUGUGGCUAUGUAGGUUUUGCAAUGACCUUAGUCUGGGUGUCCAAUGCUGUACCCCGACCUCCUGCGAAAAGAGCAGCUGCUAUUGGAAUCGUCAAUGGAUGUGGGAACAUUGGUAAUGUCAUGGGAUCAUACACCUGGAAAGCUGCUUGGAGCCCGAAAUAUCACCAGUCGAUGGCGAUAUCUCUUGGUGCACUUGUAAUCAGCACCUUACUCUCAUUAGUGAUCCGGCAGAUGCUCGUGCGAGAGAACAAGAAGCUUGAUGCAGAUGAGAAGGCUUUCAUGUUAGGCACAGAUCGCACUCGUGUCGAGGAAGCCGCGAAGCUCGAAGGCCUAACAUUUGAACAAGCCAUGGAAAGAAGAAAGGGAUUCCGUUAUUUGUACUGA
Psilocybe cubensis is the source of this 1527-nucleotide messenger RNA. RefSeq lists its product as uncharacterized. Gene Ontology annotation, molecular function: transmembrane transporter activity. Lineage: Eukaryota; Fungi; Basidiomycota; Agaricomycetes; Agaricales; Agrocybaceae. The transcript is spliced from 20 exons. The record is from RefSeq and is a predicted model, not a curated record. Bases 1 to 1527 code for a protein of 508 amino acids. Gene Ontology annotation, cellular component: membrane. Gene Ontology annotation, biological process: transmembrane transport.